Messenger RNA from Podarcis lilfordi (Lilford's wall lizard), 14071 nucleotides. NCBI's taxonomy places the organism in Eukaryota, Metazoa, Chordata, Lepidosauria, Squamata, Lacertidae. The record is from the annotation of a GenBank genome assembly.
GGCUUCCCCCUUCUUCUCCCCACAAGCGCACAUCAUGAUGCCUCCUGCACAUCUCCUGCUCUGGAAGCAGCUGCGGAGAGGGAGGGAUCUCGGCUCCCCUGCUGGGUCCUACAGCCUCCCUGCUCGGGGCGCCUCGGGAGCUCCGCGGUGCUUUGCUUUCCCCCCUGCCUGUCCUGCCCUGACGGCUGAGCCCCCCCUCAGAACAGGGCUCCCCUCCUUUCUUACAACUGCCAUGAGGAAGAUCAACUGGCUCUCUCUCUUUGCUGGGCUUUCUUUUUAUGUCAACGGUGAGUUGCCUUUUCUUUUCAAUGCAGCUCCUGCAAAGGGACGGGAGCUUUGGAGCUUUUCUUGAAGGCGGGGAGGGGGAGGGAAGCCAUUCUUUGGGAAACGAAGGUUCUUCUCUAACUUUCAAGCAGGAUUGCUUCUUUGAGGGGGGGAGGAAUGCACGAAAGUUGAAGCACAAUUUACGCGGAACAGGAUUUCGAUGGGAUCAGGAAGACCGGCAUGUAGUACAAACCUGCUUAACUGAACCGGUGCCAAAGCAGAACGACAAACAAAUGUGCCUCGGCUGGGCAUUGAGUCGAGGGGAGAUGUCAGGAGGGAGUUUCCUGUCACUUUAUGGGAAUUACAGAAGCAAGACGCUCGAGGUCUUGCAACCCUUUUAUUUGAGCAAGCGAGAAGCAAUUGAUCGUUGCGAAAGUGGUAAAAACAAGCCCCCGGCUGAAAUUCCGAGCAUAGGUGUUUUCCUCCCGCAUUGAGAUGUCUCCGUAGCAUCUCAGUGCAGAGCGGCGUUUAAUAGGGUAUUACUUUAGCCAUGUUGUUCGAUAACCCCAUCCCAGCCUCCCUCUUUGUUCUACCAGAUUCCAAGGGAGCAAACUGGCUCGAAUUCACAUGCUCUGACUUAACUAGGCGAUGGAUCUUGCUGUCCUUCCAAAAAAGGAAGGCGUUGUUUCGUUACCCAAGUUGUGCUUCGUUUACUGAAUUUAUGCACAGGGACUUUUUGUCGAUAAAACAUCGCAUGUGUCUGGAGGGGAGAGUUAAGGCUGAAACAAAAAGAGAAAAAGAACGCUGACUUUUGACCUAAACAAAUAUCUCUCUGUGUGUUCUGUUUUCGUUUUUUAAAAAAUGACUUAGGUUUUUAAAGUGAGGAUCCAUUAGAUCUUACUUGCCUCGGACACGAUGCUGACAUGAUUUUGCUAGAGUGCAGUAGGCAACAUUUAGGCAACAUGAAUAAAUCAUGUUCUAAUAGAGCAUCCUGAGAAGCAAUAACAAUGGCAUUCAAUAAAGACCUUGAGGCAUCUUAAAAUUUACAUUUCCUCCCUGUUCUUUCCUGACAUAGAGAAGGAGAAAGAAAAUCUGGAAUUACGUAGUCUAGCAAAGGAUCCUUGCUUGUUGCAAAUAGGAAUCCUGAUCAUAUAAACAUUUGGAUUAAGUGAGGGAGAGUGGCAUUAGCCAGUCUAAAGUAGAAGACAGAGAAAAGAAGUUGCAUGUAGUUUUUGCAAUGUUGCAGAGCCUGUAAAUGCAUUUGCCAACUUCACAAGAAAGAAAUUGAUUCUGUUUCCAAGGUGGGCAUGUGGUUGCUGUAUUGACUGAGGUCUAGUGACUCACUUUGAAUCCUUAGAUAAGUGUGUUCUGUGGAACUGAAACUGCUGCAUAAUUAAACCAGCUGUAGGGGAAACGUAUCAGUUAGUUAAGUAUCAGUUAGUGAUUUUAAUUCAGAUUUUUAAAUGACUGAAUUGCUGUGUUUUUAAAAUAAUUUUCAUAGGCCGCUUGAACAGGGUUGGCCCCCCUGGUGACAAUGUUAAUUGGUUGAAUGAAAAGUUGCUAGCCUGUUGUGGUGCAAGGAAACCACCAAUCACACAUAUUGGUUGGUGGUGGUGGGAAUAACCAGAGGUUUAGCCAUAAUUUGUAAUCUGACACAGUGAUGGCGAUAAUUUGGGUUAUUUUGCUUUCAGAAUAUAAUGUGCCCAGGACUUAAUUUAUGUCAUAGUAGUAGUAGUAGUAGUAAUAAGGGGAAGGACCUUAACACUGAUUGAAGGAACAACAUGAAUUUUGGGCACCAUUGAGGCGCCAACAUAAAAAUAUAUAUUCCAAAGCAACCUGCUGCUGACAUCUAGUGGCAUCUCCCUAUUUGCCACAAAAUGAGGAGAAAAUAGCAUUUGGCGGUGGAAUAGGAUCGGUAGUUUAUAAAGAGUCUGGCUCUUAGAUUAUAUUCUUACAUGGACCUUGCCUGGAUUAGUGCAGUUGGAGUGGGGAAGAGGGAUGAGCAGGUGCUGGUACAUUUGAAAGAGAAGAAAUUGGCAGGGAAAGGGUAAAGCAGCUGGGGGGGGCAGGCAGGGAGAGGCUUCAGUGGUUGGGGGUAUUUUAACAGCAAAGAAGUAGACAGGAAGAGGGCUAAGCAAGUGGGGAAGGAUUUGGAAUGGAAGACAUGAGCUCCCCUUCCCUGGCUGCUUCGGGACUCUAAAGCUCUUUCCCAAGCCUGCGAUUCCCAUCAAGCUUUCGUUACACGAAUUUUCAUACAAAAUGUUGUUCCACUACCUCAAGGUUAUGUUGCUGGGUGUGUGUGUGUGUGUGUGUGUGUGUGUGUGUGUGUGUGUAUCUGUGAUGGGGGCGUGUUUUAUAGUUUCUUCCCCCAUGGUUAAAUUUUCUACUCAAAGGCUGUGAAGGAAUGAAACUGCCCAGCCAUUUGAUGUGCUUGCUCUUAAUUUUAAAAUGGUUGCUUUCUGCUUAGAGUCAUUCUGCUUUUGAGGCUCUUCUUCCUAGAGGGUUCAAAAAGUCAUAGAAUAGACCUAUAAUGACUCCACCGAGAAACUGAAUCCUAUUUAGCAUGUGAGGAAAGAAACCCAGUUACUAUGGGAUCUAGAAACGUCACGUAAAUCUCCUACCCAAUGUGUUUCCAGUCCAAUCCUCUCUGAAGUCAAGCAAGAGGAAUGGCGGCACAGUGCUGCCAUUUUGUGACCUGGUUGCCAUUUCCUCUUUUAUAGGAAGUGACACAGCUGAUGCUGAGGAGAGGCUGAUGAACCACCUCCUGAACACAUCUCGCUACAACAACUUAAUCCGCCCUGCCUUCAACUCCUCACAGCUGGUCGUUAUAGAAUUGCAGGUUAUCCUGGCCCAGCUCAUCAAUGUGGUGAGUCUGAGCAUCCCUUCCAUUGCUCCUUCCUAGCAAAAUCUACGACUGUGUGGGUAACAUCAUGAGCUUUGGGACUGGACCAGUGCGUGGGAACUCUUCCAUGAAGGCCGGCCAUGCAGGGUUUGCACACACUGACACUGUUGCCUCCACAACCCUGGAGAUGGGGGGUGGGAUGGGGUAGGGGGUUCAGUGAAGUCUGGCCACGGUUGGGCUUAUUCUCAGAGACCUGUCUGAAGAAGAGAGUUCUUCGCUGACAGUGACGUAGCGCCUGAGGUGUCUGCUAUUACAGAGAUGGGUCUUUCCUUUAACAGACCACUAGGCCCAUUCCCAUAAUCCAGACCCCCUUUUCCUAAACCACUGGGACCCUCCUCCAGAUAAGACUCCACUUGGGUCUCAUUCCCCGUCCCACUAGCACCAUCCCUUGGGUCAGCCUCUUCUGUGAGUACCUCUCACUCGUCUUCCACACUGGACUAUCCUCUCCAUGGCGUAUCCAUGGGAUUCAUGACACCAGUGACCCCAAAAGGUUGGGGACAGCAUCAGGAGAGCCUGCUGGAUCCGGCCCAUGGCCCAUCUAGCCCAGCAUCCUGUUCUCAUAGUGUCUGAACAGUUGCCUUUGGGAAACCAUCCAGCAGGAUCCGAGCACAAGAGCCUUCUCCCUUCCUGUGGCUUCCAGCAACAUGGCUGCCUCCAGCUGUGGACACCUAGGCAGAGGCAUCCUGAUUGGCAGCUAUCAAUAACCCCCUCCACCAUGAAUUCAUCUAAUUAUUAUUAUUAUUUAUUGAAUUUAUAUACCACCCUAUAGAAGGGAGUCUCAGGGAGGUUCACAGAAUAAAAUCAAGUUAUAAAAACAAACAAAAAAUACAUAAUAAAAUUAAAAACAACAACCCAAUAGCACCCCCCCCCCAAGUUUUAAAAGGGCGUAGGAUCUGAACCAAAGGCCUGGUUAAAAAGGAACAUUUUUAUUCCACUUUUAAAGCCAUCUAAGAUGGUGGCCAUCCUCGUUCUGUAGUUUAACUAUGUGCUGUGUAAAGAAGAACAUCCUUUGAUGUGUCCUGACUUAAGCCUUCUUGUGGUUGAGCAGCCGUGUGAAAAGAAGCUUGAGUCCCUGGAGAUCUGCUGUGAACCAGAGGAGACAAUGCCAUCCUGAACACAGUAACCUGGGAGUCACUAGCACAGCUGGGGGGGGGGGGCGAACUGGGCAACCACUUACCACAGGGGCAGCACUUACCCCGGGGGGUCUGCCGCGUGCCCAAGCCACAUGUCUCUCCUGCUGCGCCGCUGCCGGGAAUGAGUCUCAUUGAAUUCUCAGGAAGCUUCCUGCAGCCCUCUGGUAUUGUCUGCAUAUGAAGGCAGGCUGUGCCUGCUAACUUUGCAGCUGAUCUCUCCUUUUCUUGGUACAAUGACUUGGACUGACAAGAGCACAUCCUACUUUGCGGAGUAAAGGCGGCAGCUAUGCAGUUUUCCUACCCCCCCCUUUAGUCACCCACUUUAGUGCUGGAUCCCACCCCCAAGAACCCCCCUUUGUCUCUGUGCUCUAUGGCUGCCUGGGCUCAUGUUGCAAAUUGGGGUUCUAGGGGGGCCCCAGCUCUUGACCAGUUGAAUGGCAGUGCUGCGUGGAAAGAGAUCAGUUCCUCGGUGUGUUAAAUGUAUAAAUUCAUCUUGAAAACAUUUUAUUGGAAGUGAGUGACAGAAAGGAGAGAGACUUUAAUCAACUUUAGUGAAAUGGCCCAUCUGCUUGAACGUCAAGUCCUGCAGCAUCUAGGACCCUGAAUACUCCCUAAAUAAAUAUUAGAAGGUUCAGGACAGACAAACAUCUUCCUGCAGCAUGUAGGAAAACUAUGGUUUUGCUCCCACAAGAUGCAGUGGUGGACACCAAGUUGUAUGGCUUUAAAAGAUGGAUUGGACAAAUUCAUGGCAGACUGGGCUAUUAAUGGCUGCUAACCCAUGGCUGGGACGCGGGUGGUGCUGUGGGUUAAACCACAGAACCUAGGACUUGCCGAUCAGAAGGUCGGCGGUUCGAAUCCCCGUGACAAGGUGAGCUCCCGUUGCUCGGUCCCAGCUCCUGCCAACCUAGCAGUUCGAAAGCACAUCAAAGAGCAAGUAGAUCAAUACUUCCAGUGGGAAGGUAAACGGCGUUUCCGUGCGCUGCUCUGGUUCGCCAGAAGCGGCUUAGUCAUGCUGGCCACAUGACCCAGAAGCUGUACGCCGGCUCCCUCGGCCAGUAAAGCGAGACGAGCGCCACAACCCCAGAGUCGGCCACAACUGGACCUAAUGGUCAGGGGUCCCUUUACCUAACCCCAUGGCUAUGUUUUCCUUCUGUUGCUAGUGUGCCUCCUCUGAAUACAGGUUGCUGCAGAUCACAAGUGGGGAGAGCUCUGCUGCGUUCAGGUCCUGCUUGGAUUUCCCUUGGGGGCAUCUGACUGGCGAGAAAGAGGAUGCUGAACUAGACGGGCUUUGGCGCUUGAGGGUUUUCUUUUCUUCAGAAGAGCCUCAGCUCAGCUGUAGAGCAGAAGGCUCAACCUCCAAUGGCAUCUCCAGUAUUCUGAAACCCUGGAGAGGCCCUGCCCUCAGCAGAGGCAAUACUGAGCUCGAUGGAGCCCUGAGUCUGAUUCAGAAUAAAGCAGCUUCAUGUGUUCCUGUUCUGUAGGACUCUUCUUGUGCUCCUAGGUUCCCACCCUAGCAGACUCCAUCCAGUCCUCCUUCCUUUCCUCCUGGAUUUCCCUUCCCCUCCUGUCCCAGGAGAGCUACAAGAGUAGCACAGCAGCACAGCAACUGCCAAAGCCAUUCCCUUUUAGGUUGCGACUUGUCCAUUCAUUUUCCAAUUUCUGUGUUGCCAUGGGCCUUGUUCUCAUUUAAGAAAUCUGCCUAGCAAAAGAGCCUGGAGCCUGGUUCAUCAGAAAGCUCUCUAAUCCAAUUUCUCCUCUGUGGUUUAUUUCCACCUCCAGCCACUUAGCCUCUUCCAGAUGUGCCAAGGCUUACUGCCACAUUUAUUUUGUAAUAAUCUGAAUAAACUCCACACAGAAUCAUGUCUGCUUCUAGAAGAUUUAAUGUCGCCUGGGCCACCCUGGUGCCUUACAGAUGUUUUGGACUAUGAUGCCCAUCAAUCCCAGAGGUUUAGUUCACAACAUCUGGGCCAACAUGACAGGCUAUGAAGGCCUGCCUUAAAAGGAAACCUUUAUUUUAGCAUUAACUUUCAUGGACGGGAUGCAAAAAUGCAAUUCUGCCUCAGAUGAAGUGGCCAGAGUGGUCCAUCAAAGCUUGUGCUACAAUGCAGGCUGGCCGCCUGAAGUCCCCAAGGGAACUGGAAGACUGACUGCCUUGCUGCUUUCUACCUGAGUGCCCUUCUAGGUUCAGGAGAGAGGAUGGAGGGAAGGGUAUUCAAGCCUAAUGAAUGGAUCCAAUUAAGAUACUGUUCGUUACCACAUAGAUUUUCUGUGUCUUUCUCUUUCUCUUCAGAAUGAGCGUGAACAGAUCAUGACUACCAACGUCUGGCUCAAUCAAGUAAGCAUCCCGUGGAUACAUAAUUUCUGCUCUAUUAAUUUACAACCCCAUCCUCUCAUUAUAUUGGUAUCUGAGAAUUUGGAAGGUUGCUAUGACGUCCAGCUUGGUUUAUUUUUGAAGGCUGCAGUCCUAUAACCAUUUACCUAUAGCCAUUUAUCAUACACACUGUAAUUACUCCAGCUCAACUGAGUGCACUUUGAAUAGUUGUGAAUGGGACGGUGCUCUGAGGAAUCACAGUGAAUCCUGCAAUUAUAGAUUUACAGGGCUGGGAAGCUGUUUAUCUGUCACAUUUUGGCACAGAUUUCAAGGGUCACAGCAUCUGUUCAGCUCCCAUCGCAUUGUUGUAGAUAACUGUUUUCUCUCUCUAUUUAAACUAGAUAAAUGUACAGAGCACUUUUUCCUUCACAGCAUAUUUGUACGUUUUGGAGGAGAGGGAGUGACUUACUGGUAUGUUCUUAUAAGUCUUAUGUACUGGUACUUAUAUGCCUAUGCAGCCACUUACACCUGUGGAACUGGCCCCACAUUUGUAAGAAAUCAGUAUUUUCGUGUGGCAGCACUGAAAACUCCCUGCAUCUUGACAUUAGGCAGGUGCCUCCCCGUACGCCUUCUAAAAAUGGGUGGGGGGAGCCUAUUGAGACAUGUUGAACACUGGCAGGCUUUUUACUUAUGUGUUGAAUAUUUUAAAAAGUUGUAAACAGAUUUUAAUAAAAAUGGUAUUUUAUUGUUUUAUUCUUUUGUAAACUGGUUUUAUUACAAUCCAGUGCUAUAUAAAUUAACUAAAUAAAUGAUGUUGUUGCAGUAGCAGCUGGAGUGUGUGUGUGUGUGUGUGCGUGUGUGUGAUUCUAAUUGUAUUUUGUACAAAAAGGCUGCCAAACAAUUAACUGUGCAAGUCUGUUGUGCAAUGGGAACAGCGACUCAAAGUGUGGGUUGUGUCCUUCUGGCUUCUAGGAAUGGACGGACUACCGCUUAGCUUGGGAGCCCUCGGAGUACGAAGGCAUCAAUAAGCUGAGAAUACCAGCUAAGAAAGUCUGGCUCCCCGACAUUGUUCUAUACAACAAGUAAGUUUGUACGACUCAGCACUAUGAAGGAAAUGUCUGACUUAAGACCAGAUUCCAUCCCUUUUUUAAAAAGAAGCUUUCCUGCCAUGGUGGAUAGAAAGCCUGAGCCUCCUCUGACACCCCCCCCCCCCCGCAAUUCAGGUGGGACCCUGGCGGCCUGGGGGAGGGCCAGGCUCUGCCUCCACUGGCAUCUCCCCUGCCUGGAAUUCCGGAGAGCCUUUGCUGCCAGUCAGUGUCAACAAUACUGAACUAGAUGGACCAGUGGUCUGACUCAGUAGAAGUUGCAUGUUCAGCUAAGUCGGGUGGGGGGGAGGCUCCUGCCAGCAGGCCGGAGAGCCAGUGUGGUGUAGUGGUGGGAGUGCUGGACUGUGGCCAGUCCAGAAUCCCCACUCCUCCAUGAAGCUCUCCCUAGGUGGGACCGUGGGCUCACUCUCAGCCUAACCGACCUCUCAGCUGAUGGCUGUUGAGUAAAAUCCUGCCAGAUCAGAUACAUAACCCGUGGAUCCUGAUGGAUCAGGCAGCCAGUCCCUGCAGAAGUCAGCUUUCUCAGCCCCAGGCUUGCCGCUUGGGAAGAGCCUUGCACUUCAGGUGCCCUGGAACUACUCUUGAAGGAAGCUUGUUGAGUUGGCCGUCCCACCCACUGCUCAUCCUGCAGGGGGGUGGGGAUAAAUAAGGCUCUUGCCUGCUGGGCCUAAAAGAUGUCCCACCCCUGAGCUAAGCCCAAUACCUCAAGGACUGCCCCCCCAGCCCAGCCCUGACCCUCCAGUUGCCACCAGAGGCCCUUCUCCAUGCUCCCCCUCCCAGGAGGUCCUGAGGCAACAGCAUGAGAACAAGGCCCUUCAUGGUGGCUCCCCACUUACAGAAUGCUCUCCCCAGGGAAACUUGCCUGGCACCAUUGUUACAUACCUUUAGGUGCCAGGCAAGACAUCUAUCCAUGGAUUUAUUUAUUUUUUGCAUGACGGGUGGAAUGUUUUAAUCUGGUUUUGAAAAGAAGAAAAAAUUGUCUUUUAAAUUUUUCCUUUAAUGUUGGUUUUAAUCUACGUUCGUGUUUGUUUUCUACUUAAAAUAUUGUAAGUCACUUUGCAUUGACAGCUAAUUAUUAUUAUUAGUGGCUUUCUUCCUUGACUGUAGGGAUGGGAUAGCAUUGUAAUAUAUUGGUACUGAAUCUGGAUAAGCAGAAACACCAACUAUUUAUGGGCUCUUUCAUGGUCUUUCAUUGUCAAAAAGCCCCAAUAUUUUAUUAUCAGAAUUAGUUUUGAAUCAUAGACUCAUAGAAUUGUAGAGUUGGAAGGUACCCUGAGGAUCAUCUAGUCCAACCCCCGAGAUACAGGAAUAUGCAGCUGGCCCUUACUGGGAUCGAACCUUCAACCUUGGGGUUAUCAGCACCAUGCUCUAACCAACUGAGCUGUCCAGGCUGGUUCAGGUCACAAAAACUGGCUGGCCUUUGCAGCGCUUUGAAACCCACAAGUCCUUUUCUAUUGUUACAUUUUUCUUGACUCCUUUAGUGCUGAUGGAACAUAUGAAGUCUCUGUUUACACCAACGUGAUCGUGAAGAAUAACGGGAGCAUGUUGUGGCUGCCUCCAGCCAUCUACAAGAGCGCCUGCAAAAUCGAAGUGAAGCAUUUCCCCUUUGACCAACAAAACUGCACCUUGAAGUUCCGGUCAUGGACUUACGAUCACACCGAAAUCGACAUGAUCCUUAAAACCGGCUCGGCCAGCAUGGAUGACUUCACACCCAGUGGUGAAUGGGACAUUGUGGCGCUCCCGGGGCGGCGAACUGAGAACCCCUUGGACCCAAACUACGUGGAUGUGACAUACGACUUCAUCAUUAAACGGAAGCCUCUUUUUUACACCAUCAACCUCAUCAUCCCUUGUGUGCUCAUAACAUCCUUGGCCAUCCUCGUCUUCUACCUGCCGUCAGACUGCGGAGAAAAGAUGACGCUGUGCAUCUCUGUCUUGCUCGCUUUGACUGUGUUCUUGCUCCUGAUCUCCAAAAUCGUCCCCCCAACAUCGCUGGACGUCCCGUUGAUUGGGAAGUACCUGAUGUUCACAAUGGUCCUGGUGACGUUCUCCAUUGUGACCAGUGUCUGCGUGCUGAAUGUGCACCACAGGUCUCCCAGCACCCAUGCGAUGCCUCCGUGGGUGAAGGUGGUCUUCCUCAAGAGGCUGCCCAACUUCCUGUUCAUGAAGCGCCCAGAGAAUAACUCCAUGAGGCAAAGGCUGUCCGGCAGCAAGAGGAGCAAAGCAGACACGUUUGGCAGCAACCCGUCGGACCUGUAUAAGGGCUCCUCCACUUACUUUGUGAACACAGCCUCUGCCAAAAAAUACGACCUGAAACUGACGGAAAACCCUGAUCACAUUGGCAGCCAUCAGGAUGUCAGGCUACGGUCAUCGGCAAAGUUUUCUCCUGAGGUCCAGGAAGCUAUUGAGGGAGUCAGUUUCAUAGCAGACCACAUGAGAAGUGAGGACAACAAUGAGACUGUAAGUAGCACAAGGAACCUUCCAUUUCCCCACCGCACUUGAUCCCACAGUCUCUAGAAAUCUCAGGCAAUUUGAGGGCCUCUGUCUUAUUGGGUGUUCAUGAUGGUUUGUGUUCAUGGCGGUCCUCUUGCCUCUUGGUGCCCCCAUAGGUAAUCCCACUCCCCUUGGACAGAGUUAAACUAUGGAACUCCCUCCUUCAGGAGGGCACCAAUUUAGAUGGCUUUAAAAGGGGAUUAGACCAAUUCAUGGGGCAGAGGGCUGUAGAUGGUUACUGGCCACAAAGCCUAUGCUCUGCUUCCACGGCUGGAGACACUAAAUGCUUCUGAGUGCCAGACGCUGGAAAGCACAGGACGGGAGAGGACUCUUGUGCUUGGAUCCUGCUUGCAGGCUUCCCACUGGAGCAUCUGAUUGGCUACUGUGAGAACAGGAUGCUGGAUUAGAUGGGCCAUGGGCCUGAUCCUGCAGGCCUUUCUUAUGUUCUCCUAUCAAGGAGCGGCUCUUGCUUUCUCCAGCACGGGGGCCUCCAGGCUCUUCUUUGGGACCCAGUGGGCUAGAGCUAGAAUUAAAAACUUUCAUUUUGUUAAGUAAAAAAAAUAUACCUCAUCUAGCAUGCUGCAUUGCAAUGGCUACAACAGGCAGAAAAAAUAUGUUGGAAGUCAUAGAUGGACUCACAAGCAAUUUGCAAGUGGUCCAUGAUGGGGUAAAAGUUUGGCCCCAAUGGCUUUAUUGACCUAAUUCAACAAAGCUUUUUUAUUGGUUUUGUGGAACUGCCCAUUUUAAACAAAGAUGGUUGUAGCCAUAGGAGCCAACUCCUAGGGGCCAUGGGGGCUUCAGCCCCCAAAAUGAAAUAUUUGCCCCCCCCAAGUUAUAGGGUAUUCCCAUUCAAAUGGUGUGGGUGCACUGUGUCAUGUGAUCGAUUAUGUGGGGCAGGGCUUACCUGGGCCCCCACAAUAUUUUAUUCAAGUUGGCACCCCUGGUUGUAGCAUAAGGAUUAGGCCAGCAUUCUUCAAUGUUGCAUCCCCAGAUGUUCUUGGAUUACAACUCCCAUCACCGCGGCCCUCUUAGCCAACGGCCAGGAAUGAUGGGGCCUGUCAUCCAACAACUGCUCGAUCAGAGGGGGAUGGAGGGUAAAAACAGCCUCCCACCGGAGGUGGCACCUGGAGGAGGAGGAACCACCAGCCAUUGAAGCCGUGCAGCGGCCGUAUUCAGUCCCACCCCCAGCUCCUCCCAAUGUCCUGAUGUCACGCACAUGACAUUGCCCCCCCCAUCACCCUUGUAAGGUGGUCUUCUGGGCUUGAGGCUGAAUUAAGCAGUGUGCCUUUCUGAACCUCAUAUCUUCUGAAGCCUCAGACUGAUUCCCAGAUUACUUCUUAGCUGGUAUUUAAAAUUCAUCAGUAUGAAAUGAUCGAAUGUAAGUUCCAUAAACACCUUGCAGGGGAGGCACAGUGGGACAGGCACUUGGGCAGUUUAUGCAAUGGAUAAGUCAUUAAAUUAUUUAAUUGAGUUUUUCUCUUCUAGGUCAUUGAAGACUGGAAAUAUGUUGCCAUGGUAGUGGACAGACUGUUUCUCUGGAUAUUUGUCUUUGUUUGCGUGGUGGGGACUGUUGGAUUAUUCCUGCAGCCGCUGUUUCAAAACCACUCAAUUGGCGUGAGCCCUUAAACUGGGUAAAUCCGAGACCUAGGAUUGCUUAUUCACUGACUGGGCUGGACUCUCUUUUGAGUUCCACAAGUGUAAUGUCAAAGUCCAGUCAUUUGAGCAGGAUUUAUUUAUUUAUUUUUACUAGGGUGGGGAUAACAUAAAAUCAUUAUUUGAUUUAAUCAACUUCUUUAAGGUGGGCUUAUAUCCCACGUGACACUUUAGCCUGGGUGUUGGCGCUGAGUGAGGUGUUGACGAAAACUGGCAAAAACAAUUAGGAAACAAUUGUACAUUUAACCCCAGUCCCCAAAUGCCUGCCCUUACAUGGCUUCCAAAUUACAAUCCAGCCAGGGCUCUGGUAGGCCUCCAGGUCACGAGAGUCCCAUGUGUGCUCAGCAGGGAGGGAGAGAUCACCCCUCUAGGCAUCCUUUAAAGUUGGAACAGUUUCAUUUCUUCGGACUUUUCACCAAAAUACCCCAUCUUCAGUGUUACCUCUUUAUUAACUUCAUUUAAACAGAGGUUGGGUGCCCAUCUGUUAAGGACUCUUUAGCUGUGAUUCCUGCAUUGUUGAGGGUUGAACUAGAUGACCAUUGGGAUCCCUUUCAACACUAUAAUUCUGUAAAAACACUUGUUUUCAGCUCACAUACAUUUAUAUCUUUUUUCAGCACAAUUUCUCUCCCCCACAGUAGGAGCCUAGGAACAUGCACAGCCUGUCAAGAACAGGCUUGGUCUGUGUCGUUUGGCAACCUUCUUCAGUAGGAAGUGUGCACUGGGGGCACACACAAUGCUAAAGCAAAGCUUAUUGUUGCAAAAAUGAGUCUAGGCAAGUCUUAGCCUCGUGUGAUGCCCUUCCUCUCAGGGUUGAGAGGAGAUGAUUGGAAGCGCUGGCUUCCGUUUCAGAUUCACUACAGCUUGCCAUGUUGUCUGAACCUGGCAGACUGCCGCUGGUGCUUUGCAGAGGCAAGCUGGCUUCAAACCAUAGUUUAAGAAGCUAUCUUGUUUGCAUGAACUGAAAUUAAGCUCAGUUUAGAGAUCAGAUGUCCCAUUGUGGCUGGGCUGGAGGAGUGGGGAAUGGGGAGCACGAGAACCGAAGGCUCACUGCAGAUCAUGGGUCAGCAAACUAAGGCCGAUGGGCCGGAUUAGGUCCAAUUGCCUUCUAAAUCCAGCCCUCAGACAGUCCGGGAAUCACUGCAUGGAUCGCUAGCAUGCAUGUUCUUUCCAUCUCCCUCCAUCUCCCUCCCUCUCCCUCACACGGUGGCGGCGGUGCCUCCUCCCUCCCUCCUCCUGGCUUCUCCCUGUCCUGCCUAGAGGAAGAAGAGGGCUGGGCUUUGCUGGUGCCAGCCCCUCUCUGGAGCCCUUUCGUGCACCACUCACCAUCCCUUGUUCACCCCCCCCCAAAUAUAGUCCGGUCCCCCACAAGGUCUGAGGGACAGUGGACCAGCCCCCUGCUGAAAAAGUUUGGGGACCCCUGCUGCAGAUCAUCCUUGUACUCAGCCAUACCAUUAGGCUGAGUGGGGGGUUUGCCACAGGCAGCAGAUGAGAUACUGAGGGUAAGAGGUUGGAGGGGGGCUGUGUGCAGCCUGCCCUGCGACCCUCAUGCUGCCCGCUCACCAGUGCAGAAGCAAGAUUCAACUGCUGGUCCAGCUGACUUCAGAUGGCAGAAUGUGCUCUUGUCCUUCACGUCAGGCAGCAAAAUGCCAGGCUGGCACUGACCACAGUUAGCACAGGGCUGGCUAACUGGCACCCCCCGAGAUGUCAUUGGAUUCUAACGCCCAUCAGUCUACGCCAGCAUAGCCAAUGGCCAGAGAUGAUGGGAGUUGCAGUCCAUCAGCUCCUGCAGGCCCAGAUUUCCAGAUUUCCCUGGUUUACGUCAUGUGCAGGUUGAACCAAAGUCUGUUUCAGACACCAGGGGACGUGGGUGUGUGAAGAAAUGCCUGAAUGCUCCUAGGCUAAAGUCUUAAGGCACUGGGGGUGGCAGCGUAGUCCAUAGCAUGGAGGGAAAUGAGGAAAAAGUGGAAGGCAGGGAUAGAAAGUCAGACAGGUGCAGGCAUAUGUAGUCAAAAUAAUAAAAUAAAUAAAUCAAGUGGACGCCAUGCAACAGGCUGCAGUUAAAGGUGGGAUCCAGGUCUGGAAAAACUGAAUUGAAUGCAAAAUACUUUAUUUUGGUCUUUUACAGAAAUGGGAGGAGGUAUGUUUGGAACUUGCAGAUUUUUCUCUGAAGGCACAAAGACAGUCUAUUAAAAUAGUAUUUUACUUAAAACGC